Molecule: messenger RNA, 1134 nt
Organism: Humulus lupulus (European hop)
Lineage: Eukaryota; Viridiplantae; Streptophyta; Magnoliopsida; Rosales; Cannabaceae
Exons: 1
Coding region: 1-1134 (377 amino acids)
Source: RefSeq, a predicted model, not a curated record
AUGGAUCUUAGCAAGGCUUAUGACUCUAUUGAUUGGUAUUUUUUGGAGGAUCUUUUGAAAGCGUACUGUUUUCCUAGUCGCUUUAUUCAGUCGAUUAUGGUGUGUUUGAAGGGAACCUCCUAUACUCUAUUAAUGAAUGGUAGAUUGCAUGGAGGAUUCUGUGGGAAGAAAGGCUUGCGUCAGGGAGAUCCCAUAUCUCCUCUUCUGUUUGUUUUUGUCAUGGAGUAUCAUACUAGACUGCUUAUUCAGGCUUCUCAACACAAGGAUUUCAGAUUUCACCCGUUGUGUAAACGACUGAAUCUUGUCAACUUAUGUUUUGCAGAUGACCUCAUCAUAUUUUGCAAAGGUUCUCUUAGGUCUGUUCAGAUUCUUUAUGUUGGUUUUACUAAGUUUAGUCAGGAUUUUGGGAUUAUUACUAACUUGACUAAAUCCCAUAUUUACUUUGGUGGUGUUUCCACUGAUGAAAAGAAGGUCAUUAUGGAUUGUGUCAACAUAGAGGAGGGGUCCUUUCCCUUAAAUUCUUUGGGUGUGCCUCUUCGGCCUACAAAAUGGAAGACAGAGGACUAUGGCUUGAUCAUUAAAAAGCUUCAAAGUUGUCUUCAUUCUUGGUCUAGCCGGCAUCUUUCUUUUGUAGGGAGAGCUCAGUUGAUUCAAUAUGUUUUGUUGGGUAUUAGGUCGUAUUGGAUGAGCAUUUUUCUUCUUCCUCAUCGAGUUAUUCUUGACAUUGAUAGGAUGUGUAGGAACUUCUUAUGGGGAGCCAAUGGCAAUCGAAACAAGCUGCAUUUAUCUUCCUGGGAGCGGGUUUGUUUACCUAGGAACUUCAGGGGUAUUGGCUUUAAAGAAGGUUCUAAAUGGAAUAACAUUUUUCUGGCCAAGUAUGUUUGGGCGAUUUCGUCUAAACAAGAUUCGUUGUGGGUUAAAUGGAGUGUUGCUAUUUAUCUCAAAGGGCAGAAUUUCUGGAAUUAUAGAUUACAAACUGAUAUGAGUUGGUAUUGGAGGAAGUUAGUUAAGCUAAGAGAUGUUUUAUCUCUUGAUUCUUUGGAGGCUUCGGUUUCCAAUGGAAAGCUGAAUCGUUCUAGUGUGAACAAUCAGUUGCUUCAGAAGGAAAAGGCUAGUUUUGCUAAGGUUGUUUGA